Messenger RNA from Chenopodium quinoa (quinoa), 1124 nucleotides. RefSeq names its product expansin-A1-like. Gene Ontology annotation, biological process: plant-type cell wall organization. The transcript is spliced from 3 exons. The record is from RefSeq and is a predicted model, not a curated record. Bases 78 to 845 code for a protein of 255 amino acids. Gene Ontology annotation, cellular component: extracellular region. Lineage: Eukaryota; Viridiplantae; Streptophyta; Magnoliopsida; Caryophyllales; Amaranthaceae.
AUUCAGCAACAUCCUCUUUUACAAACAAUACUUCCUCUUCAUUCCUCUGCUUUCUUUUUAGUGAGAAAUAAACAAAAAUGAACAAAGCCGCCUUAGGUACUGUUUUUCUAGGAUUAUGUUUCCUAAACGUUAAUGUUAAUGCUUUUGUGACUUCUGGAUGGCAAAAGGCUUCUGCCACUUUCUACGGCGGUAGUGAUGCUACUGGAACUAUGGGAGGAGCUUGUGGGUACGGAAACUUGUAUUCCACUGGCUAUGGGACUAGCACCGCAGCCCUAAGUACUGCAUUGUUCAAUGAUGGUGCUGCAUGUGGGCAAUGCUACAGGAUCAUGUGUGACUAUAAGACGGAUCCCAGGUGGUGCCGGAAGGGAGUUUCAGUCACUAUUACCGCGACUAACUUCUGCCCUCCGAACUAUGCAUUACCAAGUGAUGCUGGAGGUUGGUGUAACCCUCCUCGCCAACAUUUUGACAUGUCGCAACCUAUCUGGGAGAAGAUAGGCAUUUACAGAGGCGGAAUCAUUCCUGUCAUUUUCCAAAGGGUUCCCUGCAUAAAGCAAGGAGGAGUGAGGUUUACUAUUAACGGAAGGGACUACUUUGAGCUUGUAUUGCUCACCAAUGUAGGUGGAGCGGGAUCAAUCAAAUCAGUUUCGAUAAAGGGAUCGAAAACCAACUGGAUGGCGAUGUCUCGAAACUGGGGGGCUAACUGGCAGUCAUUGGCUUAUCUUAAUGGACAAUCACUGUCCUUCAGAGUCACUAGUACUGAUGGCCAAACCCAAACAUUUAACAACAUUGUUCCUGCUAAUUGGAGAUUUGGACAGACAUUUAUGAGUAGUAUACAAUUCAAGUAACAUUACACAAUAUGUGGUUGCUGUACAUUUAGUGAAUAAUUAUAGGCAGAGGUAUGCUCAUUGGUUUUUAUCCCACUGAAGCAACCCGCCAAAAAUCCAUAACAUAUCACUUUGUAAUAUAAGCUGGCUUAAUCAAGCAAUUCAAGUGACUAUUAACUACUAUGCUGCUUUCUUCAUAUACAAAAUGUGUGUAUUUAGUUAGUUAAAAUUCUAAUGAUCCUGAAUUUAAGUUCUUGUCUAACAUAAUGCAAUAUAUAUUGGAAUAAUACACCUUUUACA